Manihot esculenta (cassava) is the source of this 978-nucleotide messenger RNA. NCBI's taxonomy places the organism in Eukaryota, Viridiplantae, Streptophyta, Magnoliopsida, Malpighiales, Euphorbiaceae. The record is from the annotation of a RefSeq genome assembly.
ACGUACAUAGCUGUUCCAGCUGAAAUACUUGGAAUAAUUCUACCACUUCUACUAGGAGUAGCCUUUUUAGUGCUAGCUGAACGUAAAGUAAUGGCUUUUGUGCAACGUCGAAAGGGUCCUGAUGUAGUGGGAUUGUUCGGAUUGUUACAACCUCUAGCAGAUGGUUCGAAAUUGAUUCUAAAAGAACCUAUUUCACCAAGUAGUGCUAAUUUCUCCCUUUUUAGAAUGGCUCCAGUGGCUACAUUUAUGUUAAGUCUGGUCGCUCGGGCCGUUGUACCUUUUGAUUAUGGUAUGGUAUUGUCAGAUCCGAACAUAGGGCUACUUUAUUUGUUUGCCAUAUCUUCGCUAGGUGUUUAUGGAAUUAUUAUAGCAGGUCGGUCUAGUAAUUCGAAAUAUGCCUUUCUAGGAGCAUUACGAUCUGCAGCUCAAAUGGUCUCUUAUGAAGUCUCUAUUGGUCUUAUUCUUAUUACUGUACUAAUAUGUGUAGGUCCCCGUAAUUCGAGUGAGAUUGUCAUGGCGCAAAAGCAGAUAUGGUCUGGUAUUCCCUUGUUCCCUGUAUUGGUUAUGUUCCUCAUUUCUUGUCUAGCAGAAACUAAUCGAGCUCCGUUUGAUCUCCCAGAAGCGGAAGCUGAAUCAGUUGCAGGCUAUAAUGUAGAAUAUUCUUCAAUGGGGUCUGCUCUUUUUUUUUUGGGAGAGUAUGCCAAUAUGAUCUUAAUGAGUGGUCCAUGCACAUCGCUCUCUCCAGGAGGUUGGCCGCCUAUCCUAGAUCUUCCCAUUUUCAAAAAGAUCCCGGGCUCGAUCUGGUUUAGUAUCAAGGUGAUUCUCUUUCUCUUUCUAUAUAUAUGGGUCCGUGCAGCAUUUCCACGAUAUCGUUAUGAUCAAUUAAUGGGACUUGGCCGGAAAGUGUUCUUGCCUCUAUCAUUAGCUCGGGUAGUCCCCGUUUCUGGUGUUUUAGUCACCUUUCAAUGGCUCCCUUAA